CGUCGCAGGUAGGGCGCGGGACGGGGACGGACAGCGUGGAGCGGGCGGAGGCGGAGAGGAGUCGAACAGAUAGAUCGCGGGCGAGCGGCACCCACGGCCGGAAAAGGAACGUACGCGCGAUGAAAACGUACAGCAGGAAAAAGGGCGACAGCCCGAGCAACGUGAUCAUCCACGUGAACGAGCUGUGCCGGCUCUGCCUGGCGAAGGAGGAGGAGAUGGUGCCGAUCCACGACGACGAGACCGUGCCGAUGCCGCUGCGGAUACUCUCCUGCGUCAACAUCGAGGUCUACGAGCAGGAUGGCCUGCCUAACAUGAUAUGCCAUCCCUGCAAAUAUCAGCUGGAGAAGUCCUAUCAGUUCCGGAAGAAAUGCCAGGCCGCGGAUGUCAAGCUCAGAAAGCACAUGAAGUUGAUACAGCAGCUAACCGGGCAGAACGAAGAGGACGAGAGCCAGGACAGCAGGGACGAGUCAAAGGAGUCCAGUACGGGCAAGUCCAAGCAGGUCAAGCAACUGUUGGCCGAUCUGGUUGCCACCAAGGGUGACAGCGGUCAAACCGAUGGGGAUCCCAUCGAGGUGACGGAGGAGGAACUCGUCGGCGGCUACAUCUUGGGAAUGAAUUCUGAAAAUCCGGAGAUGGAGGAGAAUGAGAAUGUCUCUGAGGAUCCGGAGAACAUCACGUUGAUGCCCGCCGAAGAGCGUACGGCGAAGGCGCGGUGCACGAUAAGGACGUCACGCAUCAAGCAGGAGCAGGAGUCCGACGACGAGACGGAGGAGAUGCAGAAAAGCAGCGCCGACCACAAGAAUGUCUACAUGAUGGAGGUCACCAGCACAAAUUCUAAUCAGCCCGACUCGCUGAAGUUACAGCCUAUAGGUGACACGAUCGUCGACGCCAAUCCGGAGCUGAAGGUGUUCAAAUGCGACAAGUGUCCGAAAGCGUUCACCCGGAGGAUAAUGCUGAAGAGUCAUCAGUCGGUGCAUUCCACGCAGAGAGGAUUCACGUGUCAGGCGUGCGAGAAGUGGUUCCCGACGAGAUCCGCGUUAGUGAGACACGAGCGCACACACACAGGUGAAAAGCCGUUCGGCUGCAAUAUCUGCCACCGUGCUUUCGCGCAAAAGGAGAUUCUAUUCCGGCACUUGAUGACGCAUUCCGGCCAAAAGCCGUUCCAGUGCCAGCACUGCGAGAAGAGUUUCACGCAGCGAGAAGCGCUUAAGGUACACAUGCGCCGGCACCAGAAAUUAAAUCCGAACGAUAUUCAACUGCAUCAUUGUCAACUUUGUCCGAAAGCGUUCUGUCACGCUUCGGGUCUCAGCAGGCACUUGGUCACGCACACUGGUAGAACGUACAAGUGUGUCGAGUGCGAGAAGACCUUUACGGAUAAGAGCUCACUGCUGAGACACAGUCGUAUCCAUGCGCCCAAGAAAAUCAUUGCAAAUUGAGCAAAUGCCUUGCUCAGUUUGUUGUGAUUUUCCUGAGAUGUUUGGGUACAGAAACAAUUCUUUGAACCGAUGUCUAAGUCGGAAUUAAGCCUGCAGUAAAUAUUGUCGAUAUUAACGAAAAAAUGUAUCAAUAUAGAUUUUCAAAGAGUUUAUAUGUGGUUAUGAUUGAAAAUGAACUUAGUUGUAUAAUUAUCCUUAUAUGCAACUAGUAUAUUUAACGUUACAUUUAAGGAAUAUUAGAUGUAUGUUUAUUUUAGUCAACCUUAUAUAAAUAUCAGCAAAUUGUAUAAUUGGAGAAGUUCCCCUAAAUCCUGUAUUCAUUCGAGACGGAAUUUAAAAUUGUAAAGAAUAUAUUGACAAUUUAGAAUACGAAAUUUUGCGAACACAAGUUGUGUUUAAAUGCGACAAAUACAGCACGAUGCAAAAUGAAUAUCCGGCGUAAACAAAUAUUCAAUAUUUUGACUGCAACUUGUAUGAGAAUGAUUAAAAUAAGCCCGAUAGUUUUAAUUUCUAACAUUUUUUAAAAUUCAAAGCUAGGGUUUUGUCCUUGCGUGAUUAAAUUAGAGCAGGUAAUUUUUUUCAUAUUACGUGCAAUUUGGAUCAGGCAUGCGCUACGUAUUAAAAUUGUGACAUAGCUGAGUAUAGCGUAACAACAACAUUGAGUGCAUUAGUAUAAUUUAGUUUUCCCCUCAAGGCAACAAUGACUAAUAUAUUCUUAUAUAUAAUUUUUAUAUUCGAAAGAUCACGUAUGAUUAAUCAUGUACUUCUUUGCGACGUAGGUUUACGACUAUUCAUAAUUGAUGUAUAUAGUUCUAAAUACAAAGUUAUAUUAAUGGAA
Molecule: messenger RNA, 2274 nt
Organism: Vollenhovia emeryi
Lineage: Eukaryota; Metazoa; Arthropoda; Insecta; Hymenoptera; Formicidae
Product: zinc finger protein 32-like
Exons: 5
Coding region: 120-1436 (438 amino acids)
Biological process (GO): regulation of transcription by RNA polymerase II
Cellular component (GO): nucleus
Molecular function (GO): DNA-binding transcription factor activity; RNA polymerase II cis-regulatory region sequence-specific DNA binding; zinc ion binding
Source: RefSeq, a predicted model, not a curated record